AUGGGCUGGGAGCUCGGAGGCUGGGAGGGACUGCCUUUACCUGCCGAGGAGUCCGGAAAGGAGGUUCCCAGCAUACUGAAAGCAGAGGAAGAGAUAGCAAAAUUUACGGUCGAUGAACACCUCAGUGACGUUGAGCGUACUGUACUUUACCUUAACGGGGGUCAUCUUAUCCAGCAACGUCAUGCAAUCGCGAACUUGCCAGCCGUCCUAAAAGGGCGGGGACGGCCCGCAUUCGACGCCAUAUCACAACCGCUUAAAGCGGCGCUUAACAGGUUGGAUUCGGAGGCGCAGAUUGCCACAGCAGAAGCGUUUGCGACUAUAGCCCGCGAGCGGCUGCUGUCGCCGGUGGAUCUACAGGUCUGCAUCCUACCGACCGUCACUCGGAAUAUAAACAGGGAAAAGUCUGAAGAGGAGACGGACGCAUGGCUCAAUACCCUUUUCGAACUUAUACCCUUGAUGGACAAGGAGGUGCUCAAAACCGAGGUGCUAUCUCUGGCGCUCUCCAAAGGGGACGUGGAGGGUGUUGUGGGGUCAAAGACCAUUUGCGUGCGCAUCCUUGGCGCGCUGGCACCGCGCCUGACAUGGGAGGAGAUCGAGCGGACCUUCUUUAAAAAGGCGCUCAGUAUGUGCCAGGAUGUGGACCAUCAUAUCCGCAUCGCAUCGUGCGGACAGCUUUCCAGCAUUGCGCGGAUCGCUGGGCGGGACGUGGUGGCCAAAACUAUUCUUCCGGAGCUGUUCGAGCUGCUGAAUGACGAGGAGGUCCAGGCGCGGGUUGCAUCCUUGACAACGUUGACCACGAUACUUGACCUGGUGCCAACUGAGGUCCGAAAGGGGCAGGUGAUGCCCAUCCUGCGAAAUCACAUGCAGCCGCUGGAGCUGGACAUUGCGAUGCAGAGGUGCCUGGCGCGAAUGUUCGGGCAACUGGUUACUGUGAUCAAGGCGGACUUUGAGCACGACGACUCGGUAUUGUUCUUCUCUUGCUUCAAGCACCUCGCAACCAAAUCCGACGUGGAGCUGCGGCGACUGUGUGCGGGGCAGCUGCCGGCGGUGCUGCGCGCCGCGACUGCGCUUUCCACCACGGCCUUUGCACAGCAAUUUCAGGACACACUCAUCAGCCUGGCCACUGACCCGGAUGUGGAUGUCCGCAAAACCGUUGCGGCGCAGCUGCACGAGGUGGCGCGGGUAGUGGGAAAGGACUGCCCGGCGCAGCUCACGCGUCCGCUGUGCCGGCUACUGCGUGACGAGGUGUCGGCGGUGCCGGCGGCGCUGCUGCCGACGUUGCCGCAAUGCCUGGGGCAUUGGCUGAUUCGCGACGACACCCGCCGUGAUACCGCUAUAGGCGAGCUUGCAAAGGCGCUACUGGAGCUGGAGGCGUCGAUGAGGCGAAACUGGCGCAUGCAGCAGCAGCUGGCAACGGCAUUUCCCAUCUUUCCGCAGGCACGUGUAUUCUCUAGUGACCAGAUCUACGAACAGUUCUUGCCUAUCACGUUCCGGUACCUCACAGAGACGGCCGCCGCGGUGCGGCCGGUGGCGGCGGAGGGGCUCGUGUGCUUCUUGCGCUACAACAGGCGGGAAAAGCAGCGGGCGGAUAUUAUGCUCCGCAUCGUCCGUGAGUUCUGCCGGGGGCGAUCUUUCGUGGCACGCAUAACAUUCGUGGAUAUUGCGGCAGCGCUAUUGCGGCGAUUCUCCUCACGGUUUAUAAAGGAGUAUAUCUUUGACCUGGUCCUGGAGCUGUUGUACGAUCCAGUGCCUAACGUACGACUGUCGGUGACUUCGCUGCUGCCAGCUCUCAAGUCGUGCAUCAAGCUCCCCGAGGAUGUAGACCUGCUGGAGCGGCUCAACAGCGGCAUGUCCAACAUCAUGACGGACAAUGACCGGGACGUUUCGCAGAACGCGCGCUCCACGAAUGAGCAGUUCAAAAAGACGCCGAUGCGGAUGGGCGGGGCGGGCGGUGGAAUGCUGGACAUGAACGGCAACAUGGGCUCACUGUCCGCUCCCGGCAUCGGGUUCGGGCUGGGCUCCCCCUCGCCUAGCAUAGAGAACGAAGACCGGCGGAAGGAGGACGAGGAGUCGGACUUCACCUUCUCACAGGAUGACACCAAGGAUAUUAAGGGGGAAAUCUUACAAGUAGGGCCCAUGAAGGGCAAAGGUGCCCUCUCCCCAUUGGCCGGCAAGAACUCGGUUCAGCGGCGGCCGGGGAGUUUGACGCCACUGGGACGGGUGUGUCGGGGCCCGGUACCCGCAUCACCCCCGCAGCAGCGGCAACACCUCACCGCCGGGAUCCAGCGGUUCCGGCACCUCGGGAAACAACGGCCUGCGCCUGCCUGCCAUCACGACACGAUCGUCACCUUCAGCAUCGCCCACCACUGGCAUGGUGAAGCCGGGCUAGAUGCAUUAAUCAUCGUUGAAGGCUUCAACGACUGCAUUGCCGUUCAUCGGUCGGUUCGAUCGCCGGUGUACGUGCUGAGCGGUGGCUAUGCUUUGGCCGAGGAGAUGAAGCCGGAGCUACGUUAUGUUGCAGGGCUAGCUGCCUCUGGACAGCUCCCCAGCCAAGUGGUCGUCUUCACGGAUCCUGACUGGCAGGGGCGCAUGUUCCGCACGUACUUAGAUGAUAUCUUUCGGCAACCAGCUUUGCCCGCAGCGGAUCAAUCACUGGUUGCCGCUGCCCCACUCAAGGGUAUGAAGCCGGGGAAAGGGUUAAUAGUACGACACGCAUUCCUGCGAGUGGAGCAGGGGACAAGCGAGGUCGCCAGCAGGUACCACGAUGCCGGGAACGUGGGUGUGGAACACGCCUCCCCGGAAGUCAUCCGCACCAGCCUCGUGCGUGCGCGGCCCGGCUUUUUGCCUGGACGCACGGAGUUCAGUGUGGAGCAGCUCAGGGCAGAUGGGCUCAUCGGCAGUUGGGAUGACAAGCAACAGGUGGCGGGGCCUCAGCUGCGGCGGGGGCGCUUCUGCCGUGCAUUGGGCAUUGAUGAGGUGGGCACCGGUAAGGGGCUGGUUAACCUGCUGAAUCGCUUUUUCACAAGGGAGGAGUACGAGGCGGCCUUGAAGGUCGCCGUGAGCGAGGACCCCUAG
Volvox carteri f. nagariensis is the source of this 3075-nucleotide messenger RNA. RefSeq lists its product as uncharacterized. The coding region runs from base 1 to 3075 and encodes 1024 amino acids. The record is from RefSeq and is a predicted model, not a curated record. The transcript has 18 exons. Lineage: Eukaryota; Viridiplantae; Chlorophyta; Chlorophyceae; Chlamydomonadales; Volvocaceae.